AUGACCACCACAACUCCCCAAACGCCCCAAACGCCAACCCUUUCAUCGCCCUUCACGCCGACCCGCCGCCGGACCUCUCAGCAAUUCAGCCCCAUCUCCACUCCUCGAAUGGGGAGUGUGGGCGAUAUGGAUACGCCGCAUGUGCUGCAAAGAGCGGUCAUGGAGGGGCAGGACGUGCCCGAGUCGCCGAUAAUCGAUAGAGGCUUUGCGAUGAUGCUGUCGCCAGGGUAUAGGGUCGGGGAGAGCUCUACAGGAGGAAUUGGCGGUGCGGUUCCCGAACCCAGAUUCCUGUCAGACCCCUCCCCACAGUCCAUCUUUCCCCUCCUAGAUGAAGACGAGCACAACGCAACACAAGAGACCGAUUUGCGGAAAGCUUUGAUUCUGCGGCAUGCUAUCCACUGGGGCGUAGAGCGAGGAGAUGUCGAUCUGGUGAACUGGAUAUGCAGCCUUGAUGGGCGGUGGAGGGGUGUGUUGGAUAAGGAGGUCGAAACGCUGGAAGAUAGUGAGAACUGGGGAAUUGUAGGAAUGGCGGUCAUGUGUACUUGUGGAAGACAGGAGAAGGAAGAGAUCGUCAGGGCUGUAGUCCAGAGAUGGGGUGUGAGCGUGGGACCAAGAGGAGGGCGAGAUCGAAAUGGCUGGACUCCAUUGCAUCUCGCCGUCCUCGUAUCAACACCUCCCCUCGUAUCCUUCUUGCUCAGCCACGGCGCUUCCCCCCACGACACCAACUCCCGCGGCCUCACGCCUCUGGAUCUCGUAGUGGGCAUCCCAGACCGAGAAGCUAUAACACUCUUCCUCGAACACGCCAUCUCCGUACCCCAUCCAUCCACCCCUCUUCCCAGCUCAUCAUUCGUCCCACCAUCAUCCACCGCUCUGACAAGUCUCCCACCAACUAGACAAAAGAUGCUGGGACGAAGACGCCGGAAAGCCAGUCGGUAUCUCGAAAAGAUGGAGGCGCAAGGCAGGAGGGAGAGAGUUGAGGCGGAGCGGGAGAGGUGGGUGAGAGAUAGGGUGCGGGUUGUGGAUGUCCGACCGGAGCUUGUCUUGCCGCGGAAGGAGGUGAAGAGGAUCAAUGGAUUGGAGGUCGACCUCGAUCUGGAGCUUGACGCGCAAGACCAGGCAGAUGACGAGGAACAGGAAGAAAUAAACCAUCUCGAAUUCAACUCCAACAUGCUAGUCUUCUCCUUGGUGAAUCUUCCAGAGAUCUUUGACAUUCUCAUAUCGGACUAUACCCCAGUCUCGCAGCCACUCGCAAAGCGAACAUUACCGGCUAAUGUGCUGUUCUACUAUGCGAGGUUUGCCUGGUAUAUGUGUGAUGAAGGGUGGCUGGAGGAGCUGAUCGAGGGGGCUGUAGAGCGAGUUGAAGAGGGUGUCUAUGACAAUAUCGAAGAUCUUGCAUUCUUGGCCUUUUGGGCGUACAAUUCUUGUGUUUUGUUGCAUCAUCUUCAAUCAGAUGAGAAGCUACGUGUCGCAUGUGAAGACCUGGGGCUCUUGACGAUGGUCGAAGAACUCGUCAACGCCAUUCACGUCUUUGUUAUCCGCAUAGCAGAGCGCCGCAUCGACUCUGUGCUGGACAGUACCAUUCUCGACUACGAAACUCUUGACGACUUUGCCGAUGUCCGCUUCGAAGGAGAAUGGUCACUAUUCAGAUCGUUCGUCCCGAAGAAGAAGAGGGAGAUGCCAAAGGCGAGCUCGAUCUUCUCUGCUGCUGGGACGAGUCCCGGUGGUCUAUCGACAAGCUCUGGCUCGAGACAGUCCAUAGAUCUGUCUGUGAGCCCGGGCGUGGCGAGCGCAUUGAGAACCCCCACCAGGCCACAAUCUAUGGGUGAUCUGAGGCUGUCGUCUUCUGGACGGUCGUCGAGCCACGAGUCUGGCACAAGCUCGACCUUUUCCACGCCGGGCGGCAACACUCCCGCCCCUGAAGUAGACAGCGGGCCCGGCAAGAUCACAGAGAUCCUCACCGGCGUGCUCCUGGUCUUGCAGCUGUACGAGGUCAAUCCAGCUCUGAUCGUGCAGGCUUUCUCUCAGAUAUACUUUUGGAUCGCUUGCGAGCUGUUCAAUAGGAUCUUGACGCGGAAAAAGUAUCUGUGUCGAUCAAAGGCGUUGCAGAUCCGGAUGAACCUCACGGCGCUGGACGAUUGGAUCCGGUCCAAUGGUCUUCCCGCCAAAAUUGCGACUCAGCAUCUCGCGCCUGUCUCUCAGCUUCUUCAGUGGCUUCAAUGUCUUUCCCAGAUCAAAGAAUUCGAUACUCUGAUCGGGACGAUGCAGGGCAUGAAAGCCAUCAACCCUCUCCACAUGCGCCGUGCCGUCCGCGACUACCGCUACGAAGUCAACGAAGGCCGAAUGGCAGAUGACUGCUCCCAGUAUCUUGUCCAACUGCAAAGGGACUGGGAGAGGAGACGUCUGCAGCAAGCUGGCGCAGACGCAGAGAGGCGCAAGUCGCACAGCAGCGAGUGGUCGGAAGAAAGUUGGGGUUCGGAGCAGAUUGGGGCGAGUGGAUGGAGUGGAGGGAUGGAGGAGCCGACGAGUGUGGAUGCUCUCUUUGAUGGGUCCAUUGUGUUGGCAGAGUUCACUCCUCAUACCGCGCCAGAGAGCAUCGGCGAGCUGCUUGAUAGCAGGUAUAUGUUGCCUUUCCUCUUGCCGGAGGAGGAGAUAUACUUGAUCGCUGCCCCGCCCGAAGACGCUGCCUACCAGUCUCUGCACCUCCCCUCUAGUCCGUUUGUGACCGACACUCCCACAGGUCGACCUUUUUCUCGCUCGUCGUUCUCCUCGUCGAGACCCCUGGGCUACAGAAUACCAUCUGUCGGCAAGAUACGCGAGUUGACGCCCGACUUUUUCAAGUGGAUGAAGGAGCGCGAGGUCGAAAUGAAGCUUAGCAGAGAAGCUUUGAAAAUCGAAAAGAGGGCUGUACCUGCUCUGGUGCAUCCUCUUGGUCCCAGUCACCGAGGCGCGAUGACUAUCAACACCACCAUGCGCCCACCCGAUGACAAGACCAACCUGUCGCCUACACCCACUAGGACGAUCAACAAGAAGCGCAGUGGCAACUUUUCCGCCGUAUCCCCUUCUCCUGCAACGGCGACUCCCCCCGCGGUGAAAGAAGCUGAUAUCUCCACGACUCUCAGUAUGCUCUACCCAACACCUACCAAGCCGGGUGCGAAUCUGCCUUCUCCCGGCCUCCGUUCGACAGCUUCCUUGAACGAGCUGCGAGAGAAGAAGAUUGUAGGGAACGCUUUCAAUGAUAUAGUAGAGGAGGAAGGAGACGAGGUUCAUGGGCAUGUGAGGUCAGAGAGCUUCAAGAUGAGAGCGAUGGCGAGGGAAGGGAGUGGGGACUCGCUCUCGUCCAAUGAUUCGCAGCCUACUGGUCCUGCUUUCCUUACGAGCCCCUCAUCUAUAGAAUCCGGAGGUGGAAGUAGGUGGUGGAGACUGGGUAAAGGAGAGCAAGAUAGUGAGACCGAGAGGAGACGGAGAGAUGCGAGCGAGGAUACGAUUGCACCUGGGGACGGAUGGGUACCUGGGGAUGUCAAGACGCCAGAUGCGAAAACGCCUCUUUCGGCCAAGCGUUUCUGGGGCUGA
Cryptococcus wingfieldii CBS 7118 is the source of this 3570-nucleotide messenger RNA. RefSeq names its product DIL and ankyrin domain-containing protein. The transcript is spliced from 6 exons. NCBI's taxonomy places the organism in Eukaryota, Fungi, Basidiomycota, Tremellomycetes, Tremellales, Cryptococcaceae. Gene Ontology annotation, molecular function: GTPase binding. Bases 1 to 3570 code for a protein of 1189 amino acids. The record is from RefSeq and is a predicted model, not a curated record.